This is a messenger RNA of Rhizoctonia solani, 1689 nucleotides long. Its product is annotated as TBC1 domain family member 14. Lineage: Eukaryota; Fungi; Basidiomycota; Agaricomycetes; Cantharellales; Ceratobasidiaceae. Bases 1 to 1689 code for a protein of 562 amino acids. The transcript is spliced from 10 exons. The record is from RefSeq and is a predicted model, not a curated record.
AUGUCCAGUCCCCACUCUCCUGUGAGCGAACACGAACGUCGCAGCACCGACUCGGACAAGCAGCCACAUCAAGCCGAUGGCCUUCAUAGGUCACAUCACAUAGAUUCUGGACUGGACGUAUCAGAAGACGCAAACCAAGGCAAGCACGAGCCCAUUAUGCCCACUCCACGCAUGCGCUCAUUUCGCUCUUACGACCGACAAGAGUCCGCCAAACCAAGCCCUUCCACCGUAUCUAUCCCUGUCUCGGUAACACCCGAGAAAGAAUACGCCUAUGCUGAAGAGUCGGUUGGGACUAGCUCGCCGACGCCCAAACCCUAUACAAAACCAACAGUUAUCCCAGUCUCUGUUGCGUUGACUGUCAAUACUGACGUUGGACCUGAGUCCGGGAUCGAGUCUCCGUCUCAGACUGAUUCGGCUGCUCCCAAGACGCCAACCCCUGAUUCUGCGCCUCCUACAACACCCGUGCCCAACGAACCAACCACAUCGGGUUCGUCUCCUCAGAAGCCGCCCAAGGCUCACCGAUACGUCAAGUCGGCUGGUCCGAGCAUGCUGGAAAAGGUGAUCAGCAAGACUAGGCCAACUCACCUCCCUCCGAAAAAUAAACUUGAAGAUGUAAAACACUUGAAAGAAUAUGAAGAGAUGAUGGAGAGGUCAAGGGCUGCCGAGCAACAAAAAAAGCACGAGCUGGAGCAACGCCGGUUGGCCCGGGAACGCGCAGUCGAAGAUUCGCUGCACAUAUGGAAACGAGAAGUCGUUCCUAAUUGGAAAGAGGCGAUCCGCAAGCCGUAUAUUCGGCAGAUGUGGUGGAGGGGUAUCCCUACGAGACUUAGGGGUGAGAUGUGGAUCAAGGCGAUUGGGAAUGGGCUGGCUAUUAGCAAGGAUUCGUACAAACGGUGUUUGGCUCGCGCGAACCGGGCAUUGACCUCCGGCUCCUUCCCUGUCGAAACGCUGGCGAUCAUCGAGGAGGAUAUUCGAGUUACUCUUCCAGGAUUGCAUAUAUUCCACCCAGAGACGGGUCCGCUCUAUUCGGACUUGAAGGAUUUGCUUUGUGCGUGGGUGGUCUCAAGGUCAGAUGAAGGGUUAGGAUAUGUUAAGGGGGUGUCAAGUAUGGCAGGGAUGUUUCUGAUCAAUAUGUCCUCGGACGAUGCUUUUGUUUGUAUGCGUAAUCUCUUGGAACGACAUUGUAUGAGGAGUUUUUAUGGCGGACCGAGUGCCAAGGACGACAUUGAAGCAUACUACCGAAUAUUCGAUACCCUGUUGGCGGACGGAGUUCCCAAAGUAUUCUUCAACUUUAAGCAACACCAAAUAUCCCCGUCGCAGUAUUUACCCGACUGGAUCCUCCCGAUGUUCCUGCACCACCUCCCCUUUGAGGCCUGCGCCCGGAUCUGGGACGUAAUCAUCCUCGAAGGCGAUUCGUUUCUGUACCGCGCGGCUCUAGCCAUCAUCGCAGUCAUCGAACCCCGCCUCUUUUUCCCGGACCGAAAAGAACUCAUGGAAGUGCUUCGAGGCGAGAACAGGGCUGCUCUGGAAGUAGCCAAGCGCAGUGGUCUACAAGUGGACCAGAGCGCGCGGUACGAGCAAUACGGAAUGAACGAGGAGGUGCUUUGGGCUGAGAUUAUGGGUAUGGACGAGUGGUGGAAGGAUAGUACUUGGAGUCGGUUGAUCCAACGUGAGCUACCAGAUGUCUAG